CAGGAGAGGGCAGCGGCUUUGGAGGCCCAGCGGGAGCGACGACUUAGCGGAAGCGACCGCGAGCGGAGGACCAGUGAGACAGAGAGGGAACGGAAAGCGAGCAUCGGCAAAAAGGGCGGAAAGCCCCCGAAACAUCUACACAUGAUGAUGCUGUCCGUAUUCUGCGUUCUGAGUAUAAUGUCCGGAGUAUAUUGUGCCUCGCUGACAGGGGAGACGACUGUGAAUAUAGUUGUGUUUGUGCCCAAGAGUUAUCCCUACAACAACUCGACGGUGAUCUGCGCGAAAGACAAGACCUUAAAGGUCAUCAAUGCAGAGAGCGUCAAUUGGUUUGUGUCAAACGAACCCAUUCUUCACAAGUUGAACUCCACCCUGUGUAACGACGUGACCUGCAAACACACGUGUGACGAGAACACAGGGGAGUGCAUAUUUCGUCAUGGAUACCAGAAGAACGCGCGCGGUGACUGCAUAGACAUCAAUGAAUGCCACACGGGACAAAUGCAGUGCCCAAACCCAAAUCGGGCUGCCUGAACUCGGAGGGCUCGUACGAGUGUCUGUGCUCCGAGAAAAGCAACCUGUACUGGUAUCAGGGGCAGUGCCUGGACUGCUCGGACCCAUGUCCUCAGGGGCUGUACGAGUAUCAGCCAUGUAACCAGGCGCAGGGACUUCCCCGGAUAUGCAGAAACUGUACUCAGUUUUGCGGAUCGAACUUCUACGUAAAGGAGCCCUGUACUGCACGUAAAGAUGCCGUCUGCUUGAUGUGCCAACCGAAAUGUAACGGAAGUCGCGAGUUCGAGUACAAACAAUGCAGCUCCAUGCAGAACAGAGAAUGUAAAGACAAAUCCAAUUUGCGGAUGCCGAGCGUCACCGGAAACGUGGUUCUGGACGACAGAGACACUUCCGGCGUCUCCCAGGACAAUCUGUACACGUCGUUCGCAUACAAUCCCGUAAAGAACAACCAACUCAGCUUUCUGCUAAAGAAAGGGGUGGCGGGUCUGGGAUCAGAGAUCUGGGUGGACAUUACGCUCCUGGACGCCCAGCCCGUGAUGAUGUUCCGACCCGUGGACCACUCCCGCGUGUUCACCCCCGGGGAGUUCCCGUGACCCGGGCAAAUCCUCAAGAAAUACUGCCCCUACCCCCUGCCUUAUCAGUAUGAGUACAAGUUCAUCAAACAUAAUAACGUUUACUACAAAGGGGACACCAGUGACGGACUGAACACUCUGAAGCCGUGCGACAGCAAACCGGAGAGCUUCCCGAACGUGACCGAGGCCCGCCGCAACUCGAUAUUCUGUACGAAGCCCGGCAUCCUCAGUGACGCCUUCUAUGGGAUCAAUCCCGAGGACUACCGAACCACACAGUCAGUCUGGGAGGAGUACUCGGAGAGGUGCCGCCGACUGCACGAAAACUGCGAGUCGUGUUCCAAGAAUUGCUCCAAGCUACUUCCGCUGGACACCAGGCCGGAGUGCCGCGUCUCCGUCGCCGACGGCACGGGGGACUCUCCCCGACUCCCGGCUUGCUACUCGUGCUGUAUGAAGACCAGCUGUACCGACCCGUGCCGGACAUACCACAACCACCAAUGCCCGAUGGUCAGAUGCCAGGUCGGUAACCUGGUCCAGUUCCAGCUGGUUCCGGUGUACCAGAACGCGGACACGUACUACUGCCACGUGGAGCCAGCCACCGACCAUCGCAUCCUCACCCUCGAGUACAGCGUCAUCAUCGGCACCCAGGGGAAGAUAUUCCUUAAGAAGCGGCUCGACGUCCUCACUGACGGGGAGUGGGUGAAAAAAGGGCGACUUAGAAAAAGCGAUGCGAUCAUUUACGUGGAGCUCGAUUCCCUGAUUCGUGACCAGCCGAACCUCGUGACGGUACGUCAGGUCAGCCCAGACCGGGUAUUCGUGGACGUAGGUCACUACCGGGCCCAGGGCGUGGCCCUUAGCUCCAGCGUCAUCAGCGAGGACUCCGCGUUCAUUCGGCCCGUAAAACCGUUUGGAAUCAGUCAGAAACUUUUCGCCCAAAGGAACUGUGAGGAUACUGAUCUGGAUGGCAUCAUUGUCGGCAAGGACCUCCAAGAUCCGAACAAUGUUCUGCGUGACCUCGUGCCAAUCAAUCUCGGUAACGGGACGUUCCAGGUGUCCAACAAGACCUCGAGCACAGCCAUGGUGGGUAUCAACCCACACUCAUCCAUCCUCAAGGCGAUAUUCAAGCCGACGAAGGUCGAUGUGACGGCCAGUAUGACCAUGAACGGAACCCAUUGGAUCAUCACGAUAUUGGGGCGGGUGGAGAGCUGCCCAGGUGUGUUCAGCCUGAACGUGUCGGACUACAGCUACCUGGAGCACCCCUGGUACCAGUAUGACGUCGCCGUCCAGUGCCCCAACACGUUCAGUGUUAACGUGUCCGUGCCCAGAGGCGACCCCCGCUCCCUGUCUAAGGACGUGCAGGUCCUCGUGCGGGACGUAGAGGGCGUCAAGAUCCUCGUCGUCCACACCGUGGGUCUGCAAGAAGACUUCUCCUCAUACACGAGUCAUACUGAGCCAUCAGAAAAGUCAGAACUUGAGAAACAAGUUGCCAAAGACAAAGAGAAGACACACCCAGCGCAUUUCUCCAUUCUGUUUAUUGCGGUUGUCGCUGGGGCAGUGGUCCUUCUCCUGUUUCUUUUGUGCUUCGGCGUUGCCUGGGAACAAGGAAUCCCGGCCGGCAAGUUUCAGGGGUUCCGAGUGCGUCACCUGGUGCUGCUGGUUAUCUACAUCACCUUCCAGUUCCUGUACGCGUUGAUGGUAACCAUGACCGUGUUCGUGCUCAUCGUGCAAGCGGUCAACAGAGAUACGACGACGUUCAUCCGCCAGUACAAUCAGCAGAGGUCAGUGACCAAUGCCCUGAGCCAUCUGGAGCUGGAUGCCAUGGAGACACAUCUGUGGGCGGAGCUUGGGCGGCAGAACGCGAAAACAAAGGAACAGAAACAGGCGUGCUAUUCAGUGAUUCAGACCGUCAUUCAGGACGUGGAAAAGCUUCGUCAGUCAAUAGAAACGAAGUCAAUCAACGCGAUGCAGAAACAGAAUCUGAAGACGCUGAUACAGGACCAGUCGAAGACAUCACUGGAUAGGUUUGCUGCGGACCUGUUGGAGUUCAGGAAGAAGUAUUCAAAGUACGAGGAGUACAUCCUACAUAAGUUGUCCACUGAGCUGAACAACACGUACGCCAGCAUCUCGAACUCCAAAUGGCUGCAGGGAGCCCAGUUCCUGUACCGCUACGUACAGAUCAGCAAGGAGCUACUGGGCGAGAAGAAUCUCGUACCGUGGAUGAACUGGGUCAACAUGCAGACCGACAUGAGGAGCCUUGUGGAAGGACUUACGCUACCUCUCCCCGACCUCCCCGUCCUGACGAAGGACAGCCCCGACUUGACCAACAGGUUCACGCCUCAGCAGCAGCCCUUGAGGUCAGCACCCCUCUCCGUUCAGACCAUCAACAAAUGGGCAGUCCAGUCCGAUAUGGCUCCAAACUCGGCCAACAGGACUAGAAACGGUCGCGAAGAUACCCAGAGGAAGGUGACGACAUUUGAUAUUGGCAGUUAUAAAAUAUUCGUGGUGUGUAUGGUCAUCAUAGACGUUCUAUGGCUGACCCAUCGCAUCGUGAAGGCGUGCGGGAUUGGCAAGCUGAUCCUCUAUGGCUACCCCGUCUAUAUGGACGUGCGGGAAACAAAAGGCGAAAAGAAGGAAAACAAAACUCCGCUCAUGAAGACUGUAAGAGAUCUCCUGACACGAGUGUUGGCGAAGAUGUUCAUACCCAAGCUGAUAGGAACGUUGUUUGUGUGCCUGAUGGUGUACUUUGUGACGAUUUGUGCGGACAAGUUUAUCAACAGGAACUCCUUCAAGCUCUUUGGCUACUACAACGAUAUGGAGGUCAUUAUGAAGAUCAACCAAGACGCCAUUAACGUCCGUAUCCGUUCUCAUGCGGACCGGAUCAACCACAUGGAGUUUAAGAUGUAUGAGGAGGCCAUGAAUGUGAACGUCAAGAACCACCAGUACGUGCUGAACCUGAUACAGACGCAGUGGGGCGCCAUUGAGCGCGCGCACUCCCGGAUGUACUGCGAGUAUCUGCACAUGCUUAACGUGUCGGCGGUCUGCAAUGAGGUACCAGGAGACGACUCCCUGGCGGAAGUGAGGUCCGAUCGCUGCACGUUUCCGCCGGUCAUGCCGAACCUGUAUCAACGGAAUGCCACGGAAGCAGCUCGGAUAGCCGGCGCUCAGUUGGACGGGUUUCUGUUCAAUAUUCGCAAGCUGGUGUUUGACACGUGCUACAUCAUCAUCAUAUACCUGUCUGGUAUCGUCAUCAAGGAGCUGCUGUGUGCAGUCCUCUGGAUUUAUGUUAAGAGGUCGGGCUUCAUGAGUUUGCGGAUAAUUUACGAGACGGACGAGGUGCCUGGAUCAUCGGAUACCUCCACCUUAAACAAGACAUGAACACAACGGUGUGCUUAAUGUUUAUAAUGUUAUGUAAUUAGGAUGACAUUGAUACAUAUUCAUCCGCCAUCGGUUUCAUAGACACAGCGUGGAAUUAUGCAGAGCUUUGAUGGCUAUGCAUGGAUAGUGUUUGCAAUGCAAGGAGCUUGGCUAAUAUUGUUUCAAUAUGACUACAAAGGUCUCUGUGUGAACGGAUCUAUUAAUAUUGUUUGUGAGACAUUAACCUAUCUUGCAGCAUAAUUUACAAAUACACAGCGUUCUUUGGCGCUGAUUGCAUUAUUGAAAACGAAUAGCCUUGCAAUUUAAGGUACUUUAAAAUUUCCACAGUGAUACCAUAUUGGAACUUAACAGCGUGUGAAUUGCGGAAAAUGUACAAGUUUUCAGUGUUCAGCGCUUCAUGUGACAGAUGAAUACAAUAAACAUUUAUCUUCUGCUUUGAAGUGCUAUAAUUUUGACGAAAACGUGUUGCUAUUGUACAUAUAUGCACUUUUAUUACAUUAUGUGUUAUUACUGUUAUCGUUGUUAAAGUGUAAUAGCUAAACAUGCACUAUUAAUUUCUUGAAACUUAGAUAAAUAGCUCAUUUGUUAAUUGUCUAAAAUGUUUACAUAGACUGUUUUAUGUUAUGCUUCAUAGUAUGUUUAAGUUCUGAUGAGCUUUAUAGAGAAAUUAUUUUGGCGGUCCUUUUAGUUCAUAUUAUACUCCUUCUAGAACAAACUCAUUUGUCUAACGAUUUUUGUAUGCUGAUUGAUGUAUAAAAUAUAUUAUUUUUUUCAUAUUUAAGGAAUGAAAACUUCUGGUUUGAAAUCAUGCUGAUACAUCUUCAAAGUUGGCUUGAAUAUUGUGUUUUAUUAUUUAUUAUACUUGUUUCACCAGUUGAGUAAUAUUAUCUAAAUUACGUUUAUUUGCAUGAACAUAUAGCUCGAAGAACAUUUCGAUUUUUCAUUUCCAACUGUUUUUUUAAGGUAUUCAGUAUAGUGCAAUUUUAUUUAUAAUAGAAGUUAAACGUUCUUAAAAUUUUUCAUCUUUGUGUCAAUAUGUCGUGACAGAUUUUUUUGUAAUUUUAUUUGCAUAGCGUGCAUUUACUUUUUGCAUUACUAAUGGGUCGUAAAGUAUAUUAUGCGAUACAAGAAGUCACGUGGCCGACAUUGUUGGUCCUUUACUUAUAAUUUUAAAUUGUAUAGAAUUGUUAAUAUACACGUUAUGCAAAGGCAGUUGUCGUCAUAACUUUAUUUUUUUAUCGCAUUAUGCGAAACUGGGUCUUAUAUCAUAUGCGGCCAGAGAAGACUUUGAUCAGGCUGCGAAUGGAUAAGACCCAUCUUCGCACGUCGCGGCACAAUUAAUUAGGGCACGACAUCUUAACACCAAUUGUUUUUAUACUUUAGUCUAACAAUGGACUGUUCUUUAAUGGAUCUUUUUCAUGUAUUGGAUAUGUGUAAUUUUAACAAUCAUUUAUUCAUUUUACGUUAUAAUUUCAAAUGCCUGUUUUAUUAAAAAGAAAAUGUGUAAGUCACGUCGCACUUGCGUCAGAUAUACAACCUUUUAAAUUUUUGCUUCGUUUUAGUAUUUGUGUGAUCUCAGUAUCAUAAUUAUUUUCAUGUUCAUAACUCGUGAAGUGUUCAUAAUAAUGCUGAUAAACCAUUAGGCAUAUGAAAUAAUAAAAUACUGUCAUGUUUGAGU
Messenger RNA from Dreissena polymorpha, 6129 nucleotides. RefSeq lists its product as uncharacterized. The record is from RefSeq and is a predicted model, not a curated record. NCBI's taxonomy places the organism in Eukaryota, Metazoa, Mollusca, Bivalvia, Myida, Dreissenidae. The transcript has 25 exons. The coding region runs from base 1527 to 4451 and encodes 974 amino acids.